Molecule: messenger RNA, 1491 nt
Organism: Psylliodes chrysocephalus
Lineage: Eukaryota; Metazoa; Arthropoda; Insecta; Coleoptera; Chrysomelidae
Source: the annotation of a GenBank genome assembly
UUUUUACAACAAGAACACGUAAAAUUGGUUGCAUAUAUACGUUGUCAGUUGUCAGCAUAUCAGCAAGUCAAAGUUGUCAAAAAAAAAAAUCAAAAACAUAACCCCAUUUUCCAACGUGUUUAAUCAAAAUAUGUGCAAAAGUGAAAAUAAAAAUCCUGAAAAUACUUUUGAAGAAUCUCUAGACAUGGGAGAUACUUCAGAUAGCGGUGACAGUGACGUUUCUAUGAGUGAUUCUAAUUCAGUGGCAUCAGACGAGGAAAAUGAACAAACUCUUGAAAGUUCAGCAUUUGAAAAUGCUGAUUCGGAUAUAGAAGAGCCCAUAGAUGAAGAAGAGGAAGAUGAAACGAUUAAAGCAAUUAGACAAGAAUCGCAAAAAGAAAGAGAUCGCCCUCCUAAUAUAAAAUGUGAAGAUUUUAUAACAGAUAUUUCAUUCCACCCUCAAAACGAUUUACUAGCUGUAGCAAGCAUAGUAGGAGAUGUAUUACUUUACAAAUAUUCUAAUGAAGAAAAUAUAUUAGAACGUACUUUAGAAUUGCAUACUAGGGCUUGUAGAGAUAUUGAAUUCAGUGCUGAUGGAAACAUAUUAUUUUCUACUUCAAAAGAUAAGUCAAUAAUGAUGAGCGAUGUCGAAACAGGAAAAUUAGUUAAAUUUUAUGAAAACUCUCAUGAUGUAGCUGUUAACUGUUUAACUGUUAUUGAUGAAAAUUUAUUUGCAACAGGUGACGACGAUGGAACAAUAAAACUGUGGGAUUUGCGAGAAAAAAGUGACAAACAAAUAUACAAAACAAAGAAAAAUGAAGACUACAUAAGUGAUCUAAUUACAAAUGAAUCUAAAAAAUAUCUUAUUGGUUCAAGUGGGGAUGGUUCCAUUAUAAGCAUAGAUUUGGAACAAAGGAAAAUUCAUAUGCAGUCUGAAGAGUAUGAAGAAGAACUAACUUGCUUGGGAAUUUUUAGAACCGAAACCAAAUUGAUUUCAGGAUCAUCAAAAGGGAAACUGUUUGUCUAUAAUUGGGAAGAAUUUGGUCUUCACAGUGAUAUUUUUCCAGGAACAAAAACCGCAAUUAAUUCUUUGAUACCGAUAACAGAAAACAUUGUAGUAACUGCAUGUGAAGAUGGAAACCUAAGAGCGACACAUUUAUUCCCUCACCGACAUUUAGGUAUUGUCGGUCAACAUGAUCUGUCUGUUGAAAAUGUGGAUAUUUGCAACACUGGACAGUUUUUAGCAUCAAGCAGUCACAAUAAUGACAUUAAAUUCUGGAACAUACAGUAUUUUGAAGACUUUGAAAAGGUCGAUCAAAAGCACAAGAAACAUAAUAAGAAAAAGGAACUGAAAAAUAAUUUACCAUCAUCGAAUAUUAAAAACGCUUCUGAUUUUUUUAGUGGAUUGGUUUAAAUUUGAUCUAUUAUUUAUUUUAAUUUGAAAAUUGUAUAUUGUAUUAAAUCAAAGUAGAACAUAUUUUGUCUUUAACUGUAUUUUUAUUAUGAAUGGAG